GUGAUGUUGUGUCAAAACUGCAGCGUUCCUCCACACAUCCAGAGCUCCUGUGGGAAGACUAAAAGUGUUGUGGAGCUCCCACACAGAUGUGAGUCUUCAUGUUCCUCUCUCUUUCUCUCUCUCUCAUCAGAAACCGGCUCAGCCAUCACCUCCUCCUGUAUCGGUCUGGGAAACUCUCUCACGCCACCUGCUGGUCAGGCUGGAAAACCAGUCCCAGGUUACAAUGUCACUGUGAUCGACGAUGACAUGCAGGAGGUGAAGCCAAGAACCCUGGGAAAUAUUGUGGUGAGGCUGCCUCUACCACCUGGUGCUGCGCUGUCACUGUGGCAGAACCACAAUCUGUUCAAGGAGCUCUACUUCACUAAGUUCCCUGGUUACUACGACACCAUGGACGCAGGUUUUGUGGACGAGGAGGAUUUCCUUUACAUCAUGUCCCGGUCUGAUGAUGUCAUGAAUGUGGCCGGACACAGGCUGUCCGCUGGAGCGCUGGAGGAGUCAGUGCUGCUGCACCCUGCGGUGGGAGAUUGCGCUGUUGUUGGUCUAGAUGACACACUGAAGGGUGUCGUCCCCUUGGCCCUAUGUGUACUCAAGAAUGGUGUUCAGAAAAAGGAAGAGGAGAUCAUAAGUGAGAUGGUGAAGCUCGUCAGAGACACCAUCGGACCUGUAGCCGCCUUCAGGAAAGUGCUUUUCGUCCGAGGAUUGCCGAAGACUCGCUCUGGAAAGAUCCCUCGCUCCUCUCUUGCCGACCUGGUCAACGGCAAGCCCUACAAGAUCACUCCAACCAUCGAGGACCCCGAGGUGUUCAAAGACAUCGAGAAGCAGGUGGAAAAAGCUCUGAGACGUGAAGGAGCCUGAACUCAUCAGCUGGAUGGAGGAGAAAACUGAGGUUGGAUAAAUAAACAUAAGCAGCUCUUUGCAGCUCCGGGGUCUGCAAACAUGAACUGAAGUUAAGAAGUUUAACCUCACCUCCUUACAUGAAGUGUGCCAUUAAGUAGAGUUCAUGUUUCCAUUUUUAACUAGAACAUUAACAGUCCAUUUGUAUGAUGUCACUGUGCUGUAAUACAGAAUCAUGAACAGACUCA
Labrus bergylta (ballan wrasse) is the source of this 1082-nucleotide messenger RNA. Lineage: Eukaryota; Metazoa; Chordata; Actinopteri; Labriformes; Labridae. The record is from RefSeq and is a predicted model, not a curated record.